AAGCUGACUUAUCAAGAUUGCGACGUACCCCCUCCUCCCCCUCUCUCGUUUACAAUGGGUAUCGACCACAUGAAUCGGAUUUGGGACGACGCAGACCUCCAUCACCCCUCGCCGUUGACUAUCUUGGGAGUUCCCGUUCCCGUCUUCUACUGGCGGGAGAUAUACCGGUAUGGGAAAGGUGGACCGAAUGGCUUUUGGGCGAAGCACUCUACCGAGGAUCGUCGGCAUCCUCUGACCACCAUAGUCGGCGAUCUAAGACUCGCCAGGAAGGCUUCUGACGAGUACGCUUCAAUCGCGGCCAGAGAAACACUUGGAGUGCGGUUUGACGACGUAUUCACAUACAGAAAGGGACGGGAUAAUCAUGUAUAUCAGAAGCAUUCGUCUAUAGCACGCAUGUAUCGCCUUAUGGAAGCGCAAAAGCUCUAA
Trametes versicolor FP-101664 SS1 is the source of this 426-nucleotide messenger RNA. RefSeq lists its product as uncharacterized. Lineage: Eukaryota; Fungi; Basidiomycota; Agaricomycetes; Polyporales; Polyporaceae. The transcript is spliced from 2 exons. The annotation marks the transcript as partial. The record is from RefSeq and is a predicted model, not a curated record.